This is a messenger RNA of Drosophila willistoni, 4151 nucleotides long. RefSeq names its product protein cup (gene cup). The transcript is spliced from 8 exons. Gene Ontology annotation, biological process: negative regulation of translation. The coding region runs from base 27 to 3569 and encodes 1180 amino acids. The record is from RefSeq and is a predicted model, not a curated record. Gene Ontology annotation, molecular function: mRNA binding. Lineage: Eukaryota; Metazoa; Arthropoda; Insecta; Diptera; Drosophilidae. Gene Ontology annotation, cellular component: cytoplasm; nucleus.
UUUUUUUUACCCCAUUAACUGAACAAAUGUCUAGUUUAAUGCAAAUGGCUGAAGUUCACGAAGAAAAAAAUGGCGCUGGCGCCUUGGAAAUGCAAAGUGUUAAAAAAGAUGAAAAGCAACAGCAGCCCGAACCCAAGCACUUGGCCCUUUUAGCCGAAGAUAUUAACAAUGUGAAGGAGACUGAGGUACUAACACCUGUGGAUAAGACAAAGUUUCUGAUGCCUCAGCCGCCACCACCGCCGCCGCCGACACCUGUGCAAACUCCCGCCAAUAGGGCAGCAACUCUAUCACCCCUCCAAAUGCCGUUAGAAAGUGCCGAAGAUGAUGAGACAAAUUCUGAGAAAUGGGAAGAUCCGUGUGCCCCCCCGCCGCCGCCUCCAUUGCCAACAAACGCUUUGAUAUCAUCAAGCAUGGGUUACAUUAAAUUGACCGCUAUCAAGCUGAAGGAUGCCCUAGAGGAGGCAAUUAGUAAACGAGAGACCAACAAGCAACAAAAUGCGAAUACAAAAGAGUUGAAGAAGAUUAAAGGUGAUACAAUGGAAAUGUUUGUCAUGUCUACCGCAAGCAUCACCAAUUUGUCCUGCUGUAAGGAUUUGAUUUUGCAUCCUGCAUUCAAUAAGCCUUUGUCCAUUUUACAAUUGGAUAGACUACGUAAAAUAUCCCAUCUGAUGGCAAAACAAAGUGCAAUUGGUAAACAAAUUCUCUCCAAAGAGGCCAUACCAUUGCCAUCGUCAUCAUUAUCAGCAGCAGAUGGUGUUGGUGAUGAUGGUUUGACUUUGCAAGUCCUUUCGGCAAGAGCAUCGACACCAUAUACUCAACCCACAUCAAGUAUAUUGUCCUGUACUGGUGUCAGUUGUGAUUUAGAUCACGAGUCACCCAGAAAAAAACCAACUGCAGCAGAAGCAACAGGAACAACCACAAUGUUGGCACCACAAGAACAACGGCCAAAACGCUUAGCAGCUUCUGCGACUAAUCCAAAGGCAACAGCACUUGCAGCAGCAGCAGCUGGUACACAAGGAAUACGCAGGUCUAAGAGUGGAACACGCAAAACGGCAACCUCCACAAUAACAACGCAUUACGCUCGAUCCGAUCUAAUUGAUAUACGUAAUGGCAUGUUCAAUGCCUUGAUGCAUCGCUCCAAGGAGAGUUUCGUCAUGCCACGCAUCGCCACCUGCGAUGACAUUGAACUGGAGGCACGUUUGCGACGCAUGAAUCUUUGGCGUGUCUCGGAUGGGCAACGUUUCAAGGCCCGAACAAUUUCCAACAGUAAUACUAACUAUAAUAAUAAUGAAUGUAUGCCUGCAUUCUAUAAAAAUAAGAAUAAACCUCAACUGAUCAGCGAUGAGUCCAUUAUACAAAGUCAACCGCCACAACCGCAAACCGAAUUUCAGGAUCCUGCUAUUGUUAAUCAAAGACGCAUUGGCAGUGGUCGUUUUAGUCAUACUAAAUGGUCAUACAAUAAUUUGGAUCAUCAUACACAAUCGUAUAUAAAUCAUAAAUCACAAUUGGAUGAUGUAAAUGGAAAAUAUCAUAAUAAUAAUAAUAAUGCCAAUAAUGGUAAUAUGACCAUGAUGCAAUUCUAUGAUAAUGGAGAUAUUGGUAGCACGAAAUUAUCAUCAAAUGGACGACCCAAUACUCCAAUAAUGGGCAUGUCCAAUAACCAUCAUCAUAAUCAUCAUCAUCAUCAGCAGCAAAAUCAUCAUCAUCAUAAUCGCAUUGAGAAUGAAUCGUUAAAAUCGAAUGAAUCUAGUGAAGAUUUAAAUAAAGCCAAUGAGAAUUAUGUUAAACGUGUUAUGUCUGGAUUUUUAGUUGUAUCCAAACCAAAGUCACGUGAACUGGAAGAAAAGCACAACCAUCGACGUUAUAGAAAUCAGCAAAACGAAGAACCGGAAUGGUUUAGUUGUGGUCCAACCUCACGACUAGAUACCAUUGAGCUAUGUGGCUUCAGUGAAGAUGAGCAGGAAGAGAAACACAAGGAGGCUCAUUCUAAAUCCAAUGAUUUGGAUAGAGAUGUGCAGAAACACAAGUUGGAUCAGAGUAAAUACAAAUGGACUCAUCCGGAUACCAUUACACGCAAUAAAUUUAUACCCAAACAUGAUAGCAACAAUAACAAUAAUUUGGAUAAUAUGAAUAACAAACCGAUGGCUAAUGAUAAUAUGAUGUCAAUGACUAAAGAUAAUCGUGCUCCUCGAUCAUAUCAAAAUCAAAUCAGUCACGAUAGUCAAAACUAUCAGCCACAACCACAUAAGCAAUCCUCCUCGAACAUCUCAAAUAACUCGAAAUUUAUGUCAUUCUUUGCCCCCAGCGAGAGGAGUGCCUCGUCUUCCUCAUUGAAUGAGUUCUUUAAGCAGGCAAUGAAUCACAAUCCUAUACAUCAGACAACAACAACAGAGCUACCCAAGAGUUUGGGGCAUAUGCCAUCGGUGGAUCAAUUGGAGGCCAAAUGGCGUCGUAAUUCUCUUACCCUGCCCCCAUCACAGUCAACUAACAAUGUCAAUGGUUCUGAUCAUAGUAAACAAACAGAUAAUUUCCAAAAAUUAAUUGGUGCUCUGAAUGUGGUCAAACCUCAAGUGCAACAGCAACAACAACAACAGAAUUCUGUUCCUUCGGAUGCCAUAUCGAAUUUUAUAAUGCAACAGCAGCAAUAUCAGCAACAACAACAAAAGCAACAUAUACUCAUACAACAACAGCAACAGCAGACUGCAUUUUUGGCUGGACUUCAAUUGAAGGCCAUUUUGGGACGUGCUGAUACUCAAUUACUUUUGUUACGUUUAACCAAAGGUGAAAUCUCUAAGCACGGUCUUUUAGUCCAAUUGGCCAAUCCUCGUCUUUCUAAUAUGGAUCGUGAGGCAAUUACAGCUGUACUUCAGUUUACUAAUACCCAGCAACAGCAGCAGCAACAUCAACAGCAACUCGAGAUGCUCUCCAGUACUGUGAUUGCCAGUCAAUUGCAAAAUCUUCAUAAUUUGGCUAUAGUGCAGCAAACUUUGGCUGUCAGGCAGCAACAACAACAGCAGCAAUUGACUCAACAACAGCCGCAGCUAUCCCAGGAAGAUUUGCAGGCCCAUGCCAAUAUUAUAAUGCGUAAUGCAGUAAUGAAACGUAAAAUGGAGGAACAAAGUUCAAAAAUAACUCAUGGCGGUUCAGCAACAGUAAAGCAACAGCAUCAACAAUCACGAGGUUCCUUUUCAACUGCCAACAAUAAUUUGCAUGGACAACAACAACAGCAGCAGCGUAAUUCACGUCAAGAGACAUCAUCGAAUGCCUUACUCAAUGCCUUAAUCUAUGGCAAUAAUAACUAUCAACAGCAGCAACAACAACAGCAACAAUCAUCGCAUUCCAAUUCACGUCGUUUUGUGGAGAAUUCAAAUUCUCAAGGAUCUGCGGCUGCUGAUAUGACGCGACAGUCGCAUUUUCCGGCAACAGCAUCUUACCAACAGGCAACACAAAAUCAACAUCACCAGCAACAACAGCAUCAAUCGCAUACACGCCACAACAACAACAAGCAGAUUCAAUCUACUCAUCAAACUAUGGCCAUGUUGCCAAGUGGAGGAGAUGAGUUUCAUUAAUGGGAUUAAAAGGUUUGCCUCAACAACCGUUGGCAUGAUGGCUAUUGGCAUCGGCUCAACUAUUCUUGUUUUCGGCACUCAUCGUCUUAUAGUUAGUCCAUAUUUAAGUAAAAAACGUCGCCUUGAAGCUGAGGCCUGGGCCGAAUAUAUAUUUCAACAGGAAUUGCAACAACAACAAAGCAAACAUAACACCAACAACAACCAUUGACGGUCAAUCUCCCACAUCUUCCACUGAAAUUGAGGUCUUAACACCUUCUAACAAUAUGUAAUCUUCUAUGGCAUAGUUUUGUCCAGAAGAAUGGAUAUUAUACACUUGAUUCCCCCUUUUACAAUUACCCCAUCCCCUCCACCCCCGUCACUCUAAAAGAAAUAUAAUUUUGUUAUAAUUAAGUUAAAUAAUCACAUGAAAGUUUAUUGAAAGAAAUGUAACUGAAUUGAAAACACGAACACAAACGAAAUGAAAAUAUUACAAAUAUAUAUAUAUAUAAAAUAAUAAUAGCUAAAUAAAAAAAAACACAGUUUAUACAUUGAAAUUUAAUUAAAAUACAAAUACAAUUACUUAAAAUGAUUAUAGAGCCCAAA